Molecule: messenger RNA, 1007 nt
Organism: Ectocarpus sp. CCAP 1310/34
Lineage: Eukaryota; Phaeophyceae; Ectocarpales; Ectocarpaceae
Source: the annotation of a GenBank genome assembly
UCGGAAUCGAAGCAGACGUGCGGUUUGUGCCGGUGUAGGACGCCGCGCGAACAUGACACGGUAUACAGGAGAAGGAGCACGAACACCUCUUGUAGCACUAGCUAGGUCCCUUCUUGGCCUCUCGAUCUCCAGCGCUCGUCUGAACAACGCUUCCGCCUCCCCCGGCCGCCCCGUCAUCCGUACACAAAGAUCAAGCUGGCGCAGCUUCCAGGCAACGCCUCGAUCAUCACCCCCCAACUUGGAUUCCUUGAUCUCCAGCGCUCACCUAAACAACCCUUCCGUCUCCCCCGGCCGCCCCGCCUCCCGCUCACACCUGUCCAACGAGGAAAGAAAUCGUCGGCCCCCAACUUGGCCUACUCGAUCUCCAGCGCUCGCCAAAACAACGCUCCCGCCUCCUUCAUGAUUUCUACUAGUUCGCCCAACCUUUGAUGGUGACAGUACAAUGGGUGACAACAUGAACAGUAAGAAUCUUCGAACGAUCCGAGGUCUCCAUUUGGGCAAAGCGAUCGUCGUACGGCCGAGAGUCAAACCACCCCCCCCCCAACAUUUACCAACGCCCGCCACAUGCGUACCGGCGCGUACACGUCUAUCCCGAUCGCAAAGUCCGAAUGAGAUAGAUGUCUAGUCCACCUUUCCACGGCUGGCUCGCGAACAUGUCCCCGACCCAUGAGCUCGCCCCUUGCGAAGUCCGCGUGGGCGUCGUGCAUGCGGUACUUGUCUGAUGCAUCCGCUUUCAGAACACCCCACCCCUCCAAAAUUGAUCUGGGUUUCGUCGCGACCAAUCCAUCACCAAGAAGCACCGCCGCGUCCGAUUCUCCAGAGUCGUUGCCGUCGGAGGAACACCGUUAGCGCUACAUACAAUAUAUCCUGCCCUAGGUACUCGAAGGCGGUGCGCAGAACCGCAUGUCUGUUGUCGUCCCCUCGUCGUCAAACCCUCCACCUUGGGCCUUAAUCUUUUCCACGACACGUGCGCACGCACCCUCCUUGCGCUUGGUUUCGACAUGACU